GGGAUCCAGCAGCUGGUAGUGAGUUACCAGAGCAGUCAACACACACACACACCUCAGACUCCAUGUGAGGCGAACCUCGUCGUCUUCCUCUCAGGCGACGCAGAAAUAUGCUGUGCGGACGCCUCAGCCCUCACCACAGCGGCUUUUGAGUCACUAUUGUCUUGAUUUUGGAGGAUUCCUCCCUCCAUCCUCCGGUUCGUUCCAGACGGGCAAUGACAACGGUCUCAGCAACCCCGCAGCAGAUGAGGGACCGGCUGCUGCAGGCCAUCGACAGGCACAGCAAUAUAUGCAACAUGGUGGUUGUACUGGAGGUUAUCACCUGUCUUGAAAAGUAUCCUAUCACCAAAGAAGCACUUGAGGAAACCCGGCUUGGAAAAUUAAUAAAUGACGUGCGAAAGAAGACCAAGGAUGAAGACCUUGCGAAGCGUGCAAAGAAACUCUUGCGGAACUGGCAGAAGCUGAUCGAGCCUGGACCGACUGUCAACGCCACCCUACCUGGCUCUACUAAUGGAAGCUCUCAUCCCUGUCGAACGGACACCUCCCCGCCUGAUGUUUCGGUUUCAGGGAAGGGUGUCCCUGAGGUCAAAAUUAGAAAUGAUGUGCACAACACGUACUCUCCAAAAGCUGAGAAGUCAGGCAGCCGGAAGCGCAGAGCAGAGAACAGAGACAGUGGGGUCUAUUUGCCAGAGAAAAUCUCCAAGAUGUCGUAUGAUAAUUCUGUUUCGCCACCCCCAACCAAUGGGAUUGCAGGAAGCCCGGACACUCUCCCCGACCAGGAGGUAGUCCCGUCCCCAGAUAGAUCUCGGGUAGAGCACCUCGACAACGAUAAGAUCAACAGAAUUCCAGUGAAUGCCGUCAAGCCUCGCCCCAGCUCCCCAGGAAUGGCCAAACUGCCGAGCACAUCAUCUUUAAGUAAGGUUGCCGUCAUGCAGCAACAGGCUCGGUUGGAUGAUGGCGGUGGAGGAAGCUGUUAUCCAACAAGAAGUCCUCGCGGACUCACUGCCAGUCCGAGGAGUGCGAAACCAGACAACUCGGUCAAGCGCUCCGCAGCGUUCACACCAAAAGGAGCAUCUGUUCAUAGUCCUUCUAGUCGGAAAUCUCCAAUGCCUUCGUCCCAGCCUGCUUUCUCCCCGGCUCAGUCUUCGUACGCUGACAAGCUGCCACAUGCUUCUCACAGGUCCGCAAUGCACUGGUCCUCUUCUACAGAUGUCCAAUCUCAUCGCUCACCCCAAGACCCGUCGGCGUCAUUGGAAUCCCCAUCGUCCUCUCCUUCUCCUUCCCAACCCCUUAAUAACUCAGAACUCCACAGGACUGUGUCGGAGGCACCAGCGGUCGGGUCCGAUGACACCGAAGGGACACCCAUGUCCAACCUGGAUCUCAAAAGGAGAAAAUACCGGCCUCGGGACUAUUCUGUCAACUUAGAUGGACAAAAAUUUGAGGACACAACUAAGCCAGUGAGGUUAAAAGAACGUAGACUCACGUUUGACCCCGUCACCGGGCAGAUCAAACCCCUGGUACAUAAAGAACCAUCUCAGACAGAGGACGCCCCUUCCCCUUGUCCCACUCCUGAACCUGCUGAGUCUAGGCAAAGGACUGAUAUCGCUCAGCCUGCUGCCCCAGUCACAACCCCAGGUCCCAGUCCGAACCCUUUUUGUCAGACAAACUGGAACGAGCUGUCUAGGAAUGAAAUAAUCCAGUCCUACUUGAACCGUCAGAGUAAUGUGCUCACCUCCUCUGGGGUUCAGGCCCCGAGCGCACACUUUUUCAUGUCAGAGUAUCUGAAAAGGGAAGAAAAAACUGUCACCGAAACGAGAAAGACACACGUGUUGCAGACGGAUAGUUUUGUCGGGGAUUUACCCGGCGUAAGUCGAGAGGUGACGGACGAGGACAUGGACAGGAUACACACUCAACACUGGCCGGGGGUGAAUGGUUGUUUGGACACUAAGGGGACCUGGUAUGACUGGACAGAGUGCAUAUCGUUGGACCCUCAUGGGGAUGAAAGCAAAUUGAACAUCCUGCCAUACGUUUGCCUAGACUGAGGGUUUGGGAAGAUUCCUUCCCUUUCCACUCCCGUCUCUGUUUGAGACCAGAUUCUUUGUGAUUUUUGUUUGUUCACUGUGAGUUUGGCAAGUCCCAGGCCUGCUAAACUCCCCCUCCACACCCAUAUCUCCUCCUCCUCCUCUUCCUCUUCCUAAUCUAUUGAUUUUUGGUACAAACCGGUAAAAAAGGAAAAAAAUUGAAAGACUAAAUUGAGUUUGUGAUAACAAGGGCUGGUUUUGAAUUAUUUUACAAAGCAAACGCCACAGAACGAUGAGGCCUUAGUUGUGUAGCACCGCUACUAAAAAGUCAUCCUUUGUAACCCAAAGCAAAUUAUGUGAAUUUUUCAUAUUCUGUAUUCUACAGAUGUUUCAGGCUUAAUUGGAUAAUGAUUUUUCACCUUUUGAUAUUGAAUGAGGAUUUGCUAUGUAGAACUAUACUAGUGUGAAGGCUGGGGUUUAGUUGUCCUGCCUGGACCGCCCGUGUUCUUGCCCAGAGAGUGGAGUUCGCCCAGCACACACCGCUCAUCGUGUUGAGAGAGGAAUACUGGAGCAGUUUUUGGCGGCUACAAGAAGCUUUAUGUGAAAUAUAAAAGAGUAAAUUAUAAAUUUGUUAAUGUAUACAUCUAUUUAUUUUUUCUUUUUUUUUUUUUUGACCAGUGCAUUUAUGGAAUGUCCAUCCACACAGGUGUUCAAAAACCGUCAUUUGCCUCUUCACUUUUUCUUUCGCACAUCGGUUCUUCCUGCCUUGUUCUUAAGAAAUAGUUCUUCUCACCAUACAUUCCACUCACCUUCAACCGUCAUAGCUCUUCGUCACGCUGCUUUAGAUCUCAGUUAUUGCACCCCUUUUUUUUCCAAAUUAAGAGCACUCAAAUUUCAGUUGGUGACAAAUGCGGAAACGUGGUAAAUUGCUUACUCAGCAUUUUAUCUUGCUGUACGUCCAUUGAGCUCUUUGGGAAGCCGCCAGUAGUGUUUUGAAGACAGCGAGGUUCACUGUACCAGUCAAUGCGUGUAUGGAUUGGCAACUUCACCAAGUCAAGAUUUAGGUGUAUCAAUGACCAUCCUACUCCAGUCGAGUGCAGUACUUGAAUCAUGUUAGUUCUGCAUGAAUCCUGGUGUGAACGUACAUCAUUGCAGUCUCCCCUCACUUUUUGUGUUUUUGAAAUUGUCUUUUCAGUUUGUAUUCUGAACACGAUCAUCAACAUGGUUGUGCGUCCUGUUCAUCUCUGACCAUUGAAGUUACAUUUCUAUUUCAGUCAGUAUUUUGGAGACGAUUAAAGUUCUUGUAGCUGCUUUAAGGUUUAGGAAACAUACGGUAGCAUCGUACUUGACUCCUCUAUCCCUUUACUCUCUCUGGUUUCCACACUUUUUUGCAGCUUCUAUUUUCAUGAGUCCACUCCUUAAUUCAUCCCUACCAAUGUGCCUUGGUAAACGGUAAAUCUGGAUUUGCUUCCGCGUAGAACACAUUUGUCCUUGGAGCUGGAAGUGUGAGAGUUCUGAAUUCCGAGAUCAGUAUGAUGCUGGUUUAUGCACCGUCAAUGUUACUUUAUUUUUGAAGCACUGAUGGAGGGUGCGGGUGAUGGAAAACUGCACAACACCACAGCUGGCAAUAAAGAGAAGUGCUACAAUCGCUUGAUUUAAAAUCUGUGUUGUGGAGUUUGGACAGGGGCAUCCUUCUUUGUUCAGUGUUUAACAUCUCUCAAUUGUUUGAAAAAUAAAGUGAUCUAAUUCUUCAGCUUCAGUGUGUGUCUG
This is a messenger RNA of Synchiropus splendidus (mandarinfish), 3788 nucleotides long. It is a transcript of the gene crsp7, whose product is annotated as cofactor required for Sp1 transcriptional activation, subunit 7. Bases 213 to 2039 code for a protein of 608 amino acids. Gene Ontology annotation, molecular function: transcription coregulator activity. The transcript is spliced from 3 exons. Gene Ontology annotation, cellular component: core mediator complex; mediator complex; nucleus. Gene Ontology annotation, biological process: regulation of transcription by RNA polymerase II; positive regulation of gene expression. NCBI's taxonomy places the organism in Eukaryota, Metazoa, Chordata, Actinopteri, Syngnathiformes, Callionymidae. The record is from RefSeq and is a predicted model, not a curated record.